UGUGGUUCGACACCACUGUCCUUACAAUAUAUAGCUGCCCUCGACUCUGUUAAGGAUAGCGCCCCGAAGAGGGCUGUCGUUCUCGGCACUUUGCGUGCGUGUCCUACUUUACUCACUCUGUGACCACGGCUGGACACUGUAAGUUUUCUAGAAAGCCGAGACCAGUGUUACCGCGUUGCGCGAAGCCCGCGCUGCCCCAGCGACUUCUGGGAAACGUGGUUUUCCUGAGGGGCGCCUGUCGGCGGCGGCGGCGGUAACUUUUGUCCCUGACGUGGGGGAGUCUGGGAAUUGUCCGUGCGGGCGCUGUCCGGACACACCCCGCGGCAGUUUCGGGUCUGGCUGCGGACAGCUGGAGUUCGGGCGCACUCUAAGCCGUGCGGUUCCCGGGAGAGCGGCGGCCUUGUCCGCUCACCAGCGACCCGGCGUGGCAGGACACUGCCCUUCUGUAAGACAGGAACUUGGAAAGUGGACUGUGUUGGCUGUUGGAAAUUGCAGUCAUGUCCCAGGUGACAUUUAAUGAUGUGGCCAUAGACUUCUCUCAUGAAGAGUGGGGAUGGCUAGAUUCUGCUCAGAGGGAUUUAUACAAGGAUGUGAUGGUCCAGAAUUAUAAGAACCUGGUCUCUCUAGCAGGUCUUUCCAUACCUAAGCCAUAUGUGAUCACCUUAUUGGAGGAAGGCAAAGAGCCCUGGAUGGUAGAGCAAAAAUUGUCAAAAGGUAUGUUUCCAGAUUGGGAAUCAAGAUGGGGAAACAAGGAAUUAUCAACAAUGGAGGAUAUUUAUGAUAAUGAUUCAUCCCAAAGGGUAAUUAUAGAAAAAAUUAUAAAAGAAGGUCUUGAAUGUUCAAAUUUUAACAAGGACUGGAAAUAUAUAGAAAAUUUAGAGGGGAAGCAUGGAAAUCAAGUAGAACAUUUCAGACCACUGACACUCACCUUCAGUGAAAGCCCCACUGGGGAAAAUGUUUACAAAUACAAUACAUUUAGUAACAUCUUCCACUUAAAAUCUAUCCUUUCUGAACCACAGAGAAUUUCUUCUGAAGGAAAAUCACAUAAAUAUGAUAUGUUUGAGAAGAACUUACAAAAAAAAUCAGUUAUAAAAAAUGAGAAAAUCAAUUAUAGAAAGCAACUUUUGAAUUCUAAUGAAAGUAUGGCAGCCUUCAGCCAGAGCAAAUCUCUUACCUGUCACCGGACUUAUAAUAGAGAAAAAAUCUAUACAUGCAGUGAAUGUGGAAAAGCCUUUGGCAAACAAUCAAUCCUUAAUCGCCACUGGAGAAUUCAUACUGGAGAGAAACCCUACGAAUGUCAUGAAUGUGGGAAGACUUUUAGCCAUGGCUCAGCCCUUUCUCGACAUCAGAUAAGUCACAGUGGAGAGAAACCUUACAAAUGUAUUGAAUGUGGGAAGGCCUUUAGCCAUGUCUCAUCACUUACUAAUCAUCAAAGCACUCACACUGGAGAGAAACCAUAUGAAUGCAUAGAAUGUGGGAAGUCUUUUAGUCGUGUUUCACAUCUCAUUGAACAUCUGAGAAUUCAUACUCAAGAAAAACUCUAUGAGUGUCAUUUAUGUGAGAAGGCCUUCAUUCAUAGGUCAUCUCUCAUUCACCAUCAGAAAAUUCAUACUGGAGAGAAACCUUAUGAAUGUAGUGAAUGUGGGAAAGCCUUCUGCUGUAGCUCACACCUUACUCGACAUCAAAGAAUUCACACUGUAGAGAAGCAAUAUGAAUGCAAGAAAUGUCUGAAAGUCUUUAGUAGCCUCUCAUUUCUUCUUCAACACCAGAGUAUUCAUACUGAAGAAAAACCCUUUGAAUGUCAAAAAUGCAGGAAAUCCUUCAACCAGCCUGAUUCAUUGAAUCUGCAUUUAAGAAAUCACACUAGAUUGAAACCUUAUGAAUGCAGUAUAUGUGCAAAAGCCUUCAGUCAUAGAUCAUCACUGCUUCAACAUCAUAGAAUUCAUACUGGAGAGAAACCCUAUGAAUGUAUUGAAUGUGGGAAAACCUUCAGUUGUAGUUCAAACCUUACUGUACAUCAGAGAGUCCAUACUGGAGAAAAGCCAUAUAAAUGUAAUGAAUGUGGGAAAGCUUUUAGCAAAGGCUCAAAUCUUACUGUCCAUCAGAGAAUACAUAAUGGAGAGAAACCUAAUAGCUUGGUAAGUGUGGAAAGGACUUUAGGCCAUAUGAAUCACAUUAUGUGAGAAAUCAUACAAGUGAGAAACCAAAUGAAUACAGUAUUUGUCAUAGUAAUGCUAGCCAUCAAAAAUUUAUAUUAUAGGAAAGUCCUAUGAAUGUAGUGAAUAUGGGAAAGUCUUUAGCAAUAGUGCAAACCUUAAACUGCCCAUCAGAGGGUUCAUACUGGAGAGAAACCAUAUCAAUGCAAUCAGUAUGGAAAAGCCUUUAACCAGUAUGAAUUGCUUAAUUGACAUAAAUGAAUCCACAUUGUAGAAAAACCCUAUACAUGUAACAAAUUAAGAAAGACCCUAGGCAAUAGUAAUCCCAUUAAAAGCAUGUAGUAAUUCAUACAGGAAAGAAGUCCUAUGAAUAAAUAAUGGCGAGAUGUCUUUCAGUUCAAGUACAUCCAUAUUUUAUGUCAACUCACACCAGAGAAAAAUUUUAUGUAAGAAACAUACAAAGUGUUCAUUAAGAAGUCUUGUUAGACGUCAGGAGAUUAAUGCUAGGAUGACCUGAAAGAUGCAGGAAAUAUGUGUAAAUCUUUGCCAUGUAGCUUUUAGUAAACAUAGAAAUCCACAGGAGAGCAAACCAGCAUGUAAAUGAAUAUGCAUUUCUAAUAGUAGUAAUUUUACUCAAAAUGAGUCCUACAUAAAAAUUACUUUUAGCUAAUGAGUAUGUAAAGAUAUUCGGCCACCCAUGGAUGCAGUAAAUAUGAUAAAGUUGAAAACCGCAGCUGCAAAAGUGGUAUGAAUAAAAUUCUUGGUCUCUAAUAAAAUCGUGUUGUAUAAAAUGAUCUCUCUCACUGUGACUUACAUUUCUUGCAAAAAUUUUCACUAUUUUCCUCUUGAAGAGUUGAGAUUAGCCUUACUAUAGAUUUUAGUGGAAGACUAGCAAAUCUAGAGAAAAAAAUGAUCCAGACUCUGCUAAUAAACUUUUGGUAAGGAUAAGUAACAGCACAUUUCUGUUCUGGUUUGCUAAAGCUACUGAAAUGCAGAAUACCAGAAAUGGAUUGGUUUUUAUGGGAUUAUUAGGUUGCAGAUUUACAGUUCUAAGGCCAAGAAAGCAUCCAAACUAAGUCAUCAAG
Messenger RNA from Choloepus didactylus (southern two-toed sloth), 3241 nucleotides. It is a transcript of the gene ZNF181, whose product is annotated as zinc finger protein 181. Gene Ontology annotation, molecular function: DNA-binding transcription repressor activity, RNA polymerase II-specific. Gene Ontology annotation, biological process: negative regulation of transcription by RNA polymerase II. The coding region runs from base 498 to 2183 and encodes 561 amino acids. The transcript has 5 exons. The record is from RefSeq and is a predicted model, not a curated record. Lineage: Eukaryota; Metazoa; Chordata; Mammalia; Pilosa; Megalonychidae.